Molecule: messenger RNA, 829 nt
Organism: Pyrus x bretschneideri (Chinese white pear)
Lineage: Eukaryota; Viridiplantae; Streptophyta; Magnoliopsida; Rosales; Rosaceae
Product: blue copper protein-like
Exons: 2
Coding region: 50-709 (219 amino acids)
Cellular component (GO): plasma membrane
Molecular function (GO): electron transfer activity
Source: RefSeq, a predicted model, not a curated record
UUGAUAAGCGGGGGCAACCUGUGAACACGGAUCCCAGAGAGUUGGAAAGAUGGCGCACAAAAUGCUUGGUUAUGUGACAGUUUUUGUUGUGUUAGCGGCAGCAGCACUGGUCAUAGAACGAGCAGAAGCUGAAUCAUACACAGUUGGUGAUGAUCUUGGUUGGACCAACAUUGUUGAUUCCAACACAUAUUCUUCCUGGGCUGCUAAUCACACCUUCAAAGUUGGCGACACUCUAGUGUUCCAGUUCUUAACUGGACGACAUGAUGUAGCCACACUUACAAAGAAAGCGUAUGAUGAAUGCAGCACCACCGAUCUCUUGGGCGUACUAAACCAAGGACCUGCCAGUUACAACCUCAACGAAACCGGCGAUUACUACUUCAUCUGCACCAUCUCCGGCCACUGUAACGAUGGUCAGAAGUUGAGCAUCAAAGUGACAGCUAGCCCUGCCCCACCACCUUCUCAUGGCCCUGCCAAACCUCCUUCUCAUGGCCCCGCCCAACCACCUUCCCAUAGCCCUGCCCCUCCUCCGUCUGACACUACGGCUCCUGUGUCGCCACCAACCACAACGCCUCCUCUUCCUUCUGACACUGAGACUCCUACGUCACCACCAACCACGACGGCGCCUCCUCCUUCUGACGCUUCUUCCCUUGCUUCUACUUUUUCUACUGUUUUCGUGUCCAUUCCCAUUGCUCUUUUCUACCUCUUCUAGUACUCGUGUUCUUGAGUAUCGAGUGUUAAUUUUAUCUCAACAUUGUGAGUCCAAUGCUUCAUGCUGUAUUCUCAACAAGACUUCCAUCGAUCCAAAAUUCAUGAUAAUUUUAAUUUGAUC